Paramecium sonneborni is the source of this 1051-nucleotide messenger RNA. Lineage: Eukaryota; Ciliophora; Oligohymenophorea; Peniculida; Parameciidae. The record is from the annotation of a GenBank genome assembly.
AUGAAAACAUAAGCGGAAGACUUUUUUUCUAAUUUAAUCAAACUCCUGAUUAGAAAGAGUUUUCUUUAGGGAAUUUAUAUAUAUAGAUUAAAUCAAUUGGGGCCAGACAAUUUUGAAAUAACUACUUAGCACAUUAUAAAUAUUUUAAGAAAAAUGUAAGUAUAUUAUAACGACUAGAUUUAUUUAUAAUAUUUGACUUAGAAAAUCAUUGAAAAAUCUUAAACUGAACCUAAAUAUAGAAAAAUAUACACAAAACUAUGCUUGCUUUUAAUGAAGGAACCUGAACUCACUGUAGAAAAAUAAAAAUAUGGCUAUGUUAAAAAUUAAUUUUUAAAUUAAGUUCAAUAAAUAUAUGAUGAUAGAAAGAAUAAGAAAGAAAAUCUUUCUCAUAUAAAACCUGAAGAAAGGGAAUAAUACCAUAUAUCUAGAAAAUAAAAGAUUAUGGGAUGUAAUUAAAUUUAUAAAAUUGCCUAGAUAUCCAUUUUAUUGGAGAAUUAUUUUUAUCCAAAAUAAUUCCAAUUUAGCUGUUGAUUACAUUAUUGGAGAAUUAAUUCUGAUUAUUUGGUUUAAUUUUAUCCAAAUUGAGAUAUUAAUAGAAUUAUUAUAUCAAAGUAAUUUUAUGAAAAAUUUUUUUAGUUGGUGCAUAAUACAAUGUAUAAUUGAAAAACGAUCUCUAAUAAUUCUUUGAUGGAACAAACAAGAACCUUGAGGAUGCAAAUUGUUUCUUAAGAAAGAAACUUGACAAAAAUUCUUCUAUUCCUAUUAUUAUGGAAAUGUAUCAACCUUGCUAAAUUUAUAAGAUUUAAUUUACUAAUAAAAAAGUAUUAACUUUUCAUAAAGAAUUUAAAUAUUGAUAGAAAAUUUUUAAGAGAGGAAAAAUCAAGGUUGGAUGAAUCAUUAUAGCAAAUAAAAGAAAGAUUAAGCUUAGAGUUUCAAAAAAAUUCACCAAGAAAAAUAAGAGGUAUUAUGAAACAAAAUUAGAAUAGGAGGAAAGUAAAAAACAAAAAGAAUAAAAAAAGAAGUAUUAACUUUUGUAAGAGGUUUGUGUUGA